Messenger RNA from Xylaria bambusicola, 2070 nucleotides. RefSeq lists its product as uncharacterized. Gene Ontology annotation, molecular function: zinc ion binding; DNA-binding transcription factor activity, RNA polymerase II-specific. Lineage: Eukaryota; Fungi; Ascomycota; Sordariomycetes; Xylariales; Xylariaceae. The transcript has a single exon. Gene Ontology annotation, biological process: regulation of DNA-templated transcription. The record is from RefSeq and is a predicted model, not a curated record. Bases 1 to 2070 code for a protein of 689 amino acids.
AUGCCAAUUGCCCCGGGAGUAUACUGGGACCUGCUAGAUCGCUACACGCCCCCGGUAAAGCGUCGCGCUACUCACGCAAAGGCUCGCACAGGCUGCUUGACCUGCAAGCGGCGAAAGGUGAAGUGUGACGAGGCGAAGCCUUGGUGCGCGCGCUGUGUCAAGGCCGGCUACAAAUGUGCCGGAUAUGAGGACAGCCACAGCCACAGCGGGAGCGGCACGGCCCGCAAACGCGCCGACACCGCCGAUGAUGGUGUGCAGUUGAAGAACGGCCGUUCGCGGCAUUCGCAGAGAUAUGCCCCAGCAACUUUGCGGCCCAAACCAUGCAGUACGGCCGGAGUGGUAGUUCCUAGAUAUGUGGUGGAAGCGCCGAGGGCUGUUGAUCUCGUUCGCUUAUCCCUGACGCCAACGUAUCUCGACGUCGGAGAUGCCAUGUACUUCGAGCGCUUCAAGUUCCAGAUGCUCGCUGACCUGGGUGUUUGGUGCGGCUCCGAGUACUGGCGGCACAAAAUCUUGCGCGAGAUCCUCCUCGACAAGACGGUGCAGCAUGCUGCGCUUGCCUCGGCCGCUAUUGUUAUGGACAUCGAGCAACGGCAGCAGUCUGCUUAUGCGCAGAUCUCUAGGAGAAAGAGUCUGCCUUCGUCACAAGCCGAGACAGAAGCAAGCCCAUUAAUGAGGUCAGGGCCAACAGAGGCAACGGCAACAACAACAUCACUAGAGAAUACGGUAGACGGGGGAGGACAAGGAGAAGAAGAGGCGGCAACAGUUCUGCUACCAGUAGUAACUCUCUCCAACCUAACCACGCACGGAAAAGCCGCGUUGCGCCACUACACAGCGUCCAUCAGCCUGAAUCGCCAGAGUCUCGCAGUAGAGGGUAUAACAUCAGCCACGGCGCGGCCCAGUCUGACAGCGACCUUCUUCUACUCCGUCCUCGAGCUCGUCCAAGGCAACAUCAGCGAGGCGGACCGGAUCCUCACCAGCGGCGUCACGCUCCUCGACAGCGCGCUCUCGCAGCGCACCCCUGCCGGCCGGCCCGCGGUCGUCGAGGACGACGAGAUCCGCGACAUCCAGCUCGCGUUCGACCGGAUGCGGGUAACGUGGGGGCUCUGUCCAUACUUCGGGGGCAAAUACACGGCCGACACGAAGCGCGCGUCCAAGGAUGCUCUCCUUCCCGCGCACCACUUCCAGCUGCCGUCGCCAGACGCAUCGGUCCGGACGAAGCAGAUGUUCUGGAAUGCGUUUUCAAGCGAAUUCGGGCAAUUCAUGGUGACCAUGCAAGACCCCCGUCUGCCUCCCGAGACGCUCCCCUCCAUCCUGGCCCAGCGCACGAAAUACCUGGUCCAACUACGGUACUGGCUGCCCAUCCUAUCAGACCUGUGCGCAGCGGACCCGGGUUCAGCGCUCCUGUGCACGACGAAAGUCUACGCGCAGACGGCGAUUAUAUUCCUGAACUGCUUCCUCGACCGCACGGAACUCGCGUACGACGCGUACACGCCCAUCUUCAAGGACAUAGUAUCGACAUACGAGCGUCUUCUCCCCUCUUCCUCUCCAUCCACCACGACUCCCCCCUCAUCUUCACCCUCGCAUAAAUCCCCAUCCCACUCCUCUUCUCCUCCACCAAGCCAUCUCCGCCUAACCCUCGACGUCGACCUCUUCCACAUCAUAACCUUCACAGUGUCCAAGUGCCGGCACAAGCGCACGCGGGCCGCGGCGCUCCGCGUCUUCGCCGAGACGACGCGCCGCCAGGCCCUGUGGACCAACUCGGGCAUGCUAGCCGCGCUGCGGGCGCUCUCUGAUCUCGAGGACGCGGGACGGGUUUCUCGCCCCGAUUCCACUUCUUCCGACUCCAAUCCUACUAUUACUACAAGUCCGGCCCCAACUUCCGAGAACGACAACAGCACUGAUAACGGGAAUAGCGAUAAUAGCGGCGAUGAAGACGGCUUCGUACCCGCCGAGGCGCGAUACCGGUACGUUAGCUCCGAGUGGGAUUUCCACGGACGACAGAUGGUAGCCGUCUUCGAGCCCGUGGUAACGGCGCAGUCUGUUGUUAUUCGCGUGCCGAUUCAUUUCUAA